GAUUAAAAAGAACUUUUCCUACAAAAUUCUUAUCCUUCAGAGUUUCUACACCAUUCCUCGCUGUGCUUGCUGAAUGAUUGUAACAGGGUGUUAAUUUCUUAAUAAAGCUCCCAUGAUUCGAUGCAAAAGAAGAAGAAAAAACCCAAAGGACCUACACGACGAGUAAUUCAGUCUCUGGAAACAUUCCGGCGGCAAAGCAGCAAGCCUCUCCCUUUUUCAAAAUCCGGCGACAUGCCUGCGUGCCAGUGUGCGCCGCCCCGCCCAUCCCAUCCCAUCCCAUCCCUGUCGCCACCACCAACUUCGGAUCUUCGUACCUCCCCAUGCCCUUCCCGUGCAAAACGCCAUCCAGAAGCACGCGGCCACGUCCCCCGGCCUUUUCCCGUCGCGGCUUCUGCUUCCCCCGUCUGUCUGCGCGCCUCGUUUCUUCCACCCCGCGGCCGCGCGCAGCGACUGCAGGCCACCAGCCAAUCCGCCCCGGCCCGUGCAGCCAGCCCAACACAACCCAGCACGGCCGCCACCACCUUUCGUUUUCCCAGCGCCACCCAGCCAGCCUUUGACCGCCGGCUCCCACUCCAACCUUCCUGCUUAAAUACGCCGUCCCCGGUAGACAGACCGGUUCAAUACAUUUCUCGUGUUCUUUUGGUGUGCAGGCCAGGGAGAGCUCCAGCCCUGAGCUCCACGAUAACCUCAGCGAGCCAGCAUUGGGCGGGCGCAAUGGCGGAGCUGCUGCGAGCGGCCGGUUUCUUUGACCUGCGCGGCGCGGCGCCGUUCGUCGUGGCAGCGGCGGUGGCGAUGUACUUCUUGGUCGAGCAGCUGUCCUACCUCCGCAAGAAGGGCCCGCUGCCCGGCCCGUCGCUCGUCGUGCCGUUCCUCGGCAGCGCCGUGCGCAUGAUCCGCGACCCCACGGGGUUCUGGGACGCGCAGGCGGCGCGGGCCAGGGAGUCCGGCGCCGGCCUCGCCGCGGACUUCCUGUUCGGCCGCUUCAUCGUCUUCGUCCGCGACUCGGAGCUGUCCCACCGCGUCUUCGCCAACGUCCGCCCCGACGCCUUCCACCUCAUCGGCCACCCCUUCGGCAAGCGCCUCUUCGGCGACCACAACCUCAUCUACAUGUUCGGCGAGGACCACAAGGACCUGCGCCGCCGGAUCACGCCCAACUUCACGCCGCGCGCGCUCUCCACCUACGCCGCCAUCCAGCAGCGCGUCAUCCUGGCCCACCUCCGGCGGUGGCUCGACCAGAGCGCCGCCACCGGCGAGGCCAUGCCGAUUCGGGUGCCCUGCCGCGACAUGAACCUGGAGACGUCGCAGACGGUGUUCGUCGGCUCCUACCUCUCCGAGAAGGCCAGGGAGCGGUUCGCCAAGGACUACGCCCUCUUCAACCUCGGCCUCAUGUCCGUCCCCGUCGACCUGCCCGGGUUCGCGUUCCGGCGCGCGAGGCUGGCCGUGGCGCGGCUCGUGCGCACGCUCGGGGAGUGCGCGCGGAAGAGCAAGGCGCGCAUGCGCGCCGGCGGCGAGCCGGAGUGCCUGGUGGACUACUGGAUGCAGGAGACGCUGCGGGAGAUGGACGAGGCCGCGGCGGCGGGGCGGCCGCCGCCGGCGCACACCGGCGACGAGGAGUUCGGGGGCUUCCUCUUCGAUUUCCUGUUCGCCGCCCAGGACGCGUCCACGUCCUCGCUCUGCUGGGCGGUCUCCGCGCUCGACUCCCACCCGGACGUGCUCGCCCGCGUGCGCGCCGAGGUGGCCGCGGCCUGGUCGCCGGAGUCGGGCAAGCCGAUCACCGCCGAGAAGAUCCAGGGGAUGAGGUACACCCAGGCGGUGGCGCGGGAGGUGGUCCGGCACCGGCCGCCGGCGACGCUGGUGCCUCACGUCGCCGGCGAGGCGUUCCAGCUGACGGAGUGGUACGCGGUGCCCAAGGGGGCCAUGGUGUUCCCGUCGGUGUACGAGUCGUCGUUCCAGGGGUUCGCCUCGCCGGACGCGUUCGACCCGGAGCGCUUCUUCUCGGAGGCGCGCCGGGAGGACGUGGCGUGCAAGCGCAACUUCCUGGCCUUCGGCGCCGGCGCGCACCAGUGCGUCGGCCAGCGGUACGCGCUGAACCACCUCGUGCUCUUCCUGGCGCUCUUCGUGUCCGUCGCCGACUUCCGGCGGGACGGCACGCCGGGGUGCGACGAGCCGGUGUACAUGCCGACCAUCGUGCCCAGGGACGGCUGCGCCGUGUACAUGGAGCAGCGCUGCCGCACGUUCCCAUCCUUCUGAGCUGGUCCGUCUUGGGUCCGUCCUCUUGUCCCCUUCGCCCUCUGCUCUCGCCCCUUCCUCUUUCAUGUCGAUGUGAUGAGUUGUUGUCCAGCGCGGGUUGGUCCAUUCAUCAGUUUAUUGUUUUGUUUGUCAUUGGUUUGCUGCUGGCCGGCGGGCCGCAUGCGUCAUGUGCUGAUAUUGUAUUGGGGUUAAAUUGGCCAUGUCUGAAAUCUGAAAUGGAAUUGCACGAUUUGACUA
Triticum urartu is the source of this 2487-nucleotide messenger RNA. Its product is annotated as cytochrome P450 710A1-like. Gene Ontology annotation, molecular function: oxidoreductase activity, acting on paired donors, with incorporation or reduction of molecular oxygen; heme binding; monooxygenase activity. The record is from RefSeq and is a predicted model, not a curated record. NCBI's taxonomy places the organism in Eukaryota, Viridiplantae, Streptophyta, Magnoliopsida, Poales, Poaceae. Gene Ontology annotation, biological process: sterol metabolic process.